AUGCGCGCCCCAUCUCCGCCCACUGCCCCCCCGCGGCCCCCCCAUGAUGGCUUUCGAAGCCAUGACUCAGGGGGAGACCUCGUCGCACGGAAGGACGCGGCUCUGGCAGGUGGUGCUGAGGAGACCUGCAGGAAGCUUGGCGAGGUCAGCCCGGCCCGCACCCAGCCUCCCGGGCCACCGCGCCAGGCCACACGCGGGGGCUCCCAGCCCUCCCUGGGGGCGCUCCCGCCUUCUCCCCUGCAGUCCACCUUGCCCCCGGGCAAACGGGAAGCGUGGGGUGAGCCCGGACUGCCAUCUUGCUCGCCAGCUCCAAAUAGGAGACAUCCGGCCUCUACCACUCAGGGAACUCCUCACAUCACAGAUUCGUCCCCCAAGUCUCAAAGACAUGGCAACGGGAUGCCCGAGAGCCCCCGAAAGAGGGCUGCGCGCACCAGGCCUGGCCGGGGAAACAGCCCCGAACCGAGGGGACUCUUUUCCCUCCCUGGAGCCAGACUUCCUAGUUUGCUGGCUUAUGUGACUUCAGGCCGCUGCUGA
Molecule: messenger RNA, 534 nt
Organism: Equus quagga
Lineage: Eukaryota; Metazoa; Chordata; Mammalia; Perissodactyla; Equidae
Product: leucine-rich repeat extensin-like protein 5
Exons: 1
Coding region: 1-534 (177 amino acids)
Source: RefSeq, a predicted model, not a curated record